AGAGAGAGAGAGCAUCAAAAGAAAAGUGGCAGAUGCAAACCAAGAAAAGAUAAAAAGAGCAUAUCGAGGCAUAAUAAUCAAAUCACAUGCCAGCAAGCCAAAAAGGAGGGAACGAUGGUGCUCAUUGUUAGAGAGAGAAACAGUUUUUGAGUCACGCUGUGGUUUAGGGUUCAACAAUUCAACUUCAGACCUCAUCAAACUCACAGAGAAAGAUAACGAUAAUUGAAAAUGACGGAUGUGAUUCUUCACGUAUACGAUGUAACGAAUAGCGGCUCAGAUAAGACGAACAACACAAUUCUACAGAUCAACAAGAUCUUCAAGGACGGAAUCGGGAUUGGUGGCAUCUUCCACAGCGCCGUUCAGGUUCAUGGAGAAGAUGAAUGGUCGUUUGGGUAUUGUGAACAAGGCUCUGGAGUUUUUAGUUGCCCAGCUAGCAAGAAUCCUAUGUAUACGUAUCGUGAAUAUAUAAUCCUUGGGAAAACAAGCUUCCCCAAAUUCAAGGUUAACCAGAUCCUGAGAGAACUUAGUAGGGAGUGGUCUGGAGACUCAUAUGACUUGCUAUCAAAAAACUGCAACCACUUUUGUGAUGAGCUCUCUGAAAGGCUUGGUGUGCCUAAACCUCCUGGUUGGAUCAACCGCUUUGCCCAUGCUGGAGAUGCUGCAGUGGAAAUUGCAGAAAAUACAGCAUACAGAUUCAGACAAGCGAAAACAGAGAUUGCAUCAGCUAGUAAAGUGGCAUACCAUUUCCUUGUUAAUAUUGGUUCAAAUUCUAUGAAGACGGUUGAUCAAGAAUCAACAACAGGAGGAAAUAUAAAUAGAGGAGGGAUUCCUAAGUUCCAAUCAAGCUGGUUCAAGAACCUUAUUUCUGCAGGUGACAAACCCCCACCAGCAGCUUCAAUUGAUAAUAGUACUAGGCUUGGACUAGAGAAGCAAGAGGAAACUGCUAUGCUCCAUCAACAAGACCAAAUGUAUGAGAGGCUCAUAUAAGAAGAGAAGAAUUAUGGCAAAAUUAGAGGAGGAUUCAAAUUCAUGUUCUUUUAUUGGUUAAUAUUCUGCGCGACUGACUGUUAGCUAUCUUGUCGUGUCCUUGCUGGAAACAAUAGUUAUUUUCAUUCUCAACAAUCUUUUUUUACAUUUACCAAUUAUCUGCUUCUUAAUUCUGUUCCAAUUUCUUCAUUACAUUAACUAUUGUUGAUUCUUUUU
Impatiens glandulifera is the source of this 1203-nucleotide messenger RNA. RefSeq names its product deSI-like protein At4g17486. Lineage: Eukaryota; Viridiplantae; Streptophyta; Magnoliopsida; Ericales; Balsaminaceae. The record is from RefSeq and is a predicted model, not a curated record. Gene Ontology annotation, molecular function: deubiquitinase activity. The coding region runs from base 229 to 987 and encodes 252 amino acids. Gene Ontology annotation, biological process: protein deubiquitination. The transcript has 4 exons.